Schistosoma mattheei is the source of this 4302-nucleotide messenger RNA. Lineage: Eukaryota; Metazoa; Platyhelminthes; Trematoda; Strigeidida; Schistosomatidae. The record is from the annotation of a GenBank genome assembly.
CUCUGCAUUUUGUUUUGUUCAAUACAUCAAGUUUUGAGGUUUAUGGAUCCAAACCGCAUUCAACCCAUAAUGCUGUCUCAAGCUGGGUACAUACUACCUCAACCAGGACUCAGCCUUGUCUCUCCUUUGCCUGGCGGUGCUACUGCGUAUACCCACCAACCAUCAUAUCAAAAGUCAUUAUACUUUCCAUUGUCGUUUACUGGUUAUAAUGACCCUCAAGUUAGUGAAAUGGACUUCUCCAGCUCCCAGGUCCAGAGCACUUACACUUCACCUGCCGAUGUGCUGGAAAAAGACUAUCAAAUUGUUACUUAUGAAGAGCUUGAAAAAUUACUCCCAGAACCCAAACCAUCUGGUCGCGUCGAGUUGGGUUUGCUUCCGAAUGGGUGUGCUUAUGCACCUAAAACAGCAAGUCGAGAAAAUUACUUGUUAUUUGCAUCAAAAUAUAGCUAUAUAUUGUAUUUCACGUAAGUUUCUAACUGUCAGUUUGCCUUUCUUAAAGACAUAAAUACCGCAACAUAUGUUGUACCGUUAACAGACAUGUAUGUUUUCACUUUAAAGCGCUCUUAAGGUAAUAUAAUCAUUAGAAACAUGUAAGUUUCCUGAAAAGUGUUCUGGUAAUGACUACGAAUUAAUAACGCCGUAAAACUUAAACAUCGUCAGCUCAACAAAUUAUUCCAGACAUGAUGUCAUACAACAAACUCAACAAAAUCCCUUAACAUAGUUUUAUUCUUCUACUUCAAAAUUAAACUGGUUCAUAUUAUAAUUGCCGAUACAACAACCAUAGCGAAUAUGCAUUGCCAUUAUGAAUUAUUCUGUUCUCAACAGAAACCAUAAAUAAAGUGGUGGAUGCAUAAAAACCACACUAAGUACGUAAAGAUUAAAGUAUAGGAUAUGCGCACACUUAUUUCUUGCUAGUCUACACAAGGGAAAUCAAUCACAGUGCUACAAAAAAGUCCGGAAUCUGACGACUGUAACCGUCAAAUACAAUUUAAUAGCAGCCACACAAUUUCUUUGUUUUAGUAAUUAAUAAUAAACAACCUUCCUAGAGGUAAAAUCUCACGGAACGCAUCGACAUGGUAACAAUGGGCAAAGUUUUCCACGCACUUAAAUGUUACCACCUUGUGUUAUCUUAUCUCCUGCUAAUUCGAGUAAGUCCGAUUUAACUGCUCAUCACGAUAAUCCAGUUGUAUUGAAAGCUUCUAUACUUCGCAUUUUGGUGAUAUUAUUCCAAUUUCGUAAAUGGUGUUUUAAUUGCAUUAAUAUCUUGCUAUUUUCUUUAAGUCAUCAUUAUUUUUCUCGAGAAAACUUAUGCCGGGAUCAGACGUUCCUGAAUAUGCUUGUUGAUCGACUGAUUUUGCCAAUCGAAAAGCUUGUCAAAGCUCCUCGCUUAGCAGCUCUAAAUACUACUCAUGAAGAAGUGGAAAAAGCCUUACUUGGCAGUAAGAUUGUUUGUGUUGAAGAUAUGAAUGCGGGAAUGCGUGGUGUUCGCCGCAUUGAUGGUUAUCCUGGUCUGUCUACGAAUCCUGAUACUUCAAUAAAUGUGCAAUCUGAGAGUGGAUUAUCGACUUUUACAUCGUCUCAGAAUUUAACCUCGUUGAUUGGGUCAUUCUCUCUCCAACCACAAUUGCCUGAUCAACAAAUUACUACCAGUCUUCAAUCCGUAGUUGUGUUGAGAACUGCUGGUUCAGACAAAUUCCGAUCUGAUGGCGUUAUAAGAUCUGGACACAUGAAUUCUGAAACAAGCAAAGAGCUUCUACAAACAAGUACUUUAAUUCAAACCCCGGUGACAACGAAUGUUUGCAUAGCACCUGCGUCUCAUCAAAUGUCCAUUCCAUUAUUGUUACCUUUAUGCGGUAUCGAGAACUGCAGCAAUAUUCAUAUAGAAUGUACCGGCACAGCGGGUCCUUCAGUAGCACCUUGUCGUAAUACUGCUCCUUGGAUAUUUCAACGGCCUACAAAACAGUAUAAUCCAUAUUCUCGUGUUGCACAUGUGAUAGUUCCUCAGUCUAUAAAUCAAACGAAUUCUACAAAUUACAAUAAAAACCAACCGCUCGCGUGGGACUUUCAUCAGCGCCCACAUCUCCCAGCUGCAAACAGUACACAUUCAAGUGUAGUACCGAUACGGCGUCAAACGCAUUUGCCAAAUUAUUUCAUUCGUCAGACAGGGAAUGUUAUAGAGUCAUACCCUGUCCCAUUUUCAAUACCACAAACAAGUAACACAAAUCAACCUUUCAAUCUAGCUGUAGCAGCUGCUUUAGCAUCCAUGAGUACAAGCACCAGUAAUAGCAUUAAUCCAAACCACUAUGGACAUCAACCGCAGUAUUUCCCCAACCAGUUGUUAACCAACUCUUCAAACAUCAGUCCAAUUAGAGCUAACCAACAACGACCAUCAAAUGCACUUUUGAAUCACCUCCAAGCAGUAGCUGCCAUGUCAGCUGUUGCACAACAUUCGAAUGCUACACCUUAUUUUCAGAAUCCUGUAUCUCAAACUAAUCCUUUUCAUAUCCCCACCCCUGUGCCAGUGUACUACACCGCUCCACAGUUAUCGUUACAAUCUUCUGGUGCGCGGAACUCUUUACAGCGUUUACAACAAAAUGUGUAUCCGAUGCAAAACUAUGGCUAUCAAACAGUCCAAAACGUCACAGUAUCCGAGUCAUCGGAUAAUCUAAGGUCAGAUAGUAGAUGUGGCUUAACGGUACCGAAUCUCCCACAACAUACAAAUAACUUGAUUUAUCCUAUACUGUUGCAACCACCCGUGCACAUACAGCAUAAGUUACCCACACAUAUGAAUGGUACAGGGUGGCAGGUUCACAACCCUGGUCAGUCGAUACGUGGAGCAUUUAGUUCAGUAGGUUUAACGCCUAUACCCAUUAACUUCACAGUCAUUAACACAAAUGGCUCUACUUCGGUAGCCAAUAAUGGGAUGCUCCAAGAGUUACCAACGUUUUCAGACACAAAAGAUAAUCUUGAUAACAAUACAGCAGUAGAUAAUAUGGUAAGUGAUGCUGCAAUAAAUGUGUCUCCUGCAUCUGAAAAUCAAUUGGAUAGUGGAUCGUCUGUGUUACCAGGCUUAAUUUCACCAAGUGAAAAUUUUACAUGCGCAGUUAUUGGCGACAAUCAGUCUCAUAAGCUUCCCAAACAAGUUGAAAAAAUGACCUCUCCUGGUUCGGUUCAUGAUUCUGAGGAUUCAGUUAGUUCUGGGAUAGGAGACAUGACUGCCACUAGCACUGGUGAUAAUGACAGUCGUAACAAUUCGUCGUGCACACCAACCGAACCAACUCGUAUUAUUCCGAAAUCUGACUACGUACGAAACAAGUCUUCAACACGAAUUAAAGAAAAACUUACAUGAGUCUCCGAAAUGAUGAGAUUCAUAAUUUUGUAUUAUCAUUCACUGAAGCUACAAGUGAUCAUCCAAUAUCAUGCAGUCAUUUGUUCCAAGUAAUUUUACACAGCUUACUGGAUAGACUAGUAAAGGAAACUCAUAAGCAGAACAUAUAUUGUGCUUACCAGUUAUAUUUUUCACCAUUACAAUUAAAGCAACGAAAAUAGAAACAAAGAACCAUAACUACUGGCCGUUUCAUCCUGCAUAUUCACGAACCACCGUUCCGGUCACAAUUACGCUGUUCAUUUUCAUUACAAAUGCUUUAAGUCGGGAAAUACUGUGAUUAGAAUCCGCGUUACGGCCACUCCUAUAUGGUGUCUAAACUGCCUUUUCUUUCAUUUUGAAGAUUUCUUAGUUACUGUUUUUAUUCCACCCUGUUUGUAUAUAUGAUUUAUUGUCAGUACAUACGUAUCUAUAUACCACCGCUUUACUUCAAGCUUCCUUAAGUGUAAUCAUUUUGCGAGGUAUGCUGCACAAUUUACAUUUCCCCAUGCAAAAGAGAAACCAAUUAUCCUACCUCACCAUAUACGUAUAUCCCAGAAAAUCUCCAGAUAAGCGCCUUAGGUCUAGAUUUUCGUAGUUAUAUGCAACUAGGAGUUUAAACAAUUAGAGCUAUACCGAAAUCAAAUUAUUUGUUUUUCACUGACUUUCUGAUUACAAACAAGCUGAGAUUUUUCCUUAUCCGUGCUCUCCCUGAGACUUAUUAAUUUAAGCUGCUAAAGCACCUUGAUUUUCCAUUAAACUGUUUAUUUUGAGAUAUUUUCUUCCUUAUAGUGUUACCUUGCAAAUCUUAAAAAUAACUUCUUGGUUUUAAAGUCAUGCAAGAUAUUCAUGAGUGAAUAGAUGUGCAUUUUCUUAUUGCGAAGCAAAUCAUUUGGACGCAUUUUGUGAAGUAUAAAUAAAUGGAAUUUCGAUAGAAA